AUGAACGAAUCCAGUCAACCAUCUUUGAAACUAUGGUACUCCCCCGGAGCGUGCUCACUCGCAGCCCACGUUCUCCUCCUCGAGACAGGCCUAAAUUUCGACCUAGAGCUUUCUCAAGUCGGCCAAUUUACAGAUGAAUUCAUAAAACUUAAUCCUAAGGGACGCGUGCCCGUCCUGUCCCUUGACGGCGAAGUCAUUACCGAGAUACCCGCAAUCCUCACCGCGAUUUCAUGCUUAGUUCCCGAGAAGCACCUUCUGGGAGAAACCACAUUGGAAACUGCUCGAGUGUACGAAUGGUUGAAUUACCUCUCUGGAACGCUACACGGCCAGGGCUUUGGUGCAUUGUGGAGACCAGAGAGGUUCCUUGAUGAUGAGAGUUUGUUUCCGAAACUGCAAGAGCACGCGGUGUGGACAAUUCGACAGUGCUAUGGCUUUAUAGAGGAUAAGAUAGCCUCAAGUCAAUGCUAUUAUGCAGUGGGAGGGUCGUUCACUAUUGUGGAUCCUUUUCUAUUUGUUCUUUAUCGCUGGGGAUAUCGGGUUGAAAUCGAAAUGCGAUCUGAGUAUCCGCACUUCGCUACCUGGGCGGCUAGGAUUUCUAUCAAAAAUUCUGUAAUUAGAGCAUGGGAGACACAUGUUGGUAUCUAA
Messenger RNA from Penicillium lagena, 645 nucleotides. RefSeq lists its product as uncharacterized. The coding region runs from base 1 to 645 and encodes 214 amino acids. Lineage: Eukaryota; Fungi; Ascomycota; Eurotiomycetes; Eurotiales; Aspergillaceae. The transcript has a single exon. The record is from RefSeq and is a predicted model, not a curated record.